UCACACCAUGUAGUACACCGUAACGUCCUUUGUCGUGUCAAGGCCCUCGACAUCGGCCUUAAACAUGACCUGUCGGUUGCAGGAUGCACAACAACGACACCAUUAUCAAUCAAUCGAGAAGCAGCGUACAGUACUCACCCUGCACUCUUGAGUCUUGUGAGUGGCGUUGCUGUAUCUCCCGGUUGCACCUGCAGUGGCGGCAGUCAGGUGUGCCUCUACGUUGUCGAUGGCGGCGAGGGCUGAGCCGCUCAGCUCGUUGGCGGCACUGGUGAGCUUGAUGGCCGACUGGGACAUGGCCCUGCCCGUCUGGAUCUGCUGCAGAACACCCGACACAACACCUGCACACACAACACAACACAACACAGAGGGGGUGUGCCAUGCCAUGAGCAACAAAUGAGGAUUUGUGUGUGUAGAGAGAACGGAGGACCCAAUGUGCCCACCGUCCACGGUGCCGUGUGUAGAUGCCUGGAUCUCCUGAGAGCGGCCGACAAACGACCCACCUGGUAGAACAGACAGCCACACAUCCAUCCAUCCAUCCAUCUGACGGAAACAACCAUGGAAGUGCACCCUUCAGCCAUCCAGGCCCUCCUCCCCUCACCGUUAUUGUAUUCAUUGUGGCCGAACCCCCCAUCCACAGCGCAGCUGCUGUCCUCGCACGAGUCGUAGUUCUCCCCUGAAGGAGACCAACACAGGGAGGCCCAUGGCUCCUCAUGGCAGAUCAUGGCUCCCCGUGGAUCAUUGUCUGCCUGCGCCAAUUACCUGGCGCUUACCGAUGGCCGCAGCAAUGGUGGAGGUGACGAAAGCGCAAACCGCCAACGCAACGAGAAGAGACCUGGAC
Molecule: messenger RNA, 838 nt
Organism: Vitrella brassicaformis
Lineage: Eukaryota; Vitrellaceae
Source: the annotation of a GenBank genome assembly